UCAGGCCUAGUUAAUUUCAGAAUGGUUUAAAUUAUAGCCCCAUAAUAACUACAGCCUUCCUCAGAUACCUCACAUUGAAUAAGUGCACAUUCUUACUCCAGACAGUAGAUGGCAACCUCUGCCUAUCUGAAAAUCAUCUGCCACAGAGAAAUAAAAAACAUAAACAACUUUUACUGCGCAAGACUAUUACGAGUUUGCUGGACUGCAAAAAAAAAAAAAGAUUAUGGCACUAGGCUCUCAAUCGCAUGAAAAUCGAAUGCAGUUGAAACACAAUAUUGGAACCUGCAUAGACACAAUUCAAGACAAACUGUUCAUUCUAAGCCAAGACAUAUGGAGGUGUCCAGAGCUUGCAUAUGGGGAGAAACAGUCGCACGACAGGCUCGUUCGUUUUCUCUCUGAUGAUAACUUAUGGGAGGUUGAAAGUCACUACAAACUGCCUACCGCAGUUAGGGCGACAUGGGGCCCAUUUGGUGGCAAAGAUGGCGACAGAGUUUUGAAUGUGGGAUUCCUAUGCGAGUACGACGCGUUGCCAGGUAUUGGCCAUGCAUGUGGACACAACCUCAUAGCAGAAGUCGGUGUGGCUGCUGCACUAGGGCUGACGGGUGCAUUAGGAUUAGUAAGAGAACCAACAGACUGUCUGACUCCUCUCCGUGUAAAGGUACAUUUUUCCAGCAGCGAGUGCAUAUAUUGUGGCAUUAAAGGUGACAGUUCUUGGGACCCCAGCAGAAGAGGAUGGAGGAGGGAAGGUUGACCUCAUCCUGGCUGGGGCAUUUGAAGACAUGGAUGUUGUCUUCAUGGCUCACCCCGCUCAGCAGGAUGUUGCCUUCCUACCCUGUGUAUCCAUCACAGAUGUGACAGUGAAGUACCAUGGGAAGGCGUCUCAUGCUGCAGCGUACCCCUGGGAGGGGGUCAAUGCCCUGGAUGCAGCAGUGCUGGCGUACAACAGCCUGUCAGUUCUGAGGCAGCAGCUGAAGCCAGACUGGAGACUCCAUGGCAUCAUCAAACAUGGUGGAGUGAAGCCUAACAUCAUCCCAGCCUACACCGAGCUGGAGUAUUACUUGCGCACUCCACUGGUCACGGACCUGUCUGACCUCAAAGCCAAGGCAGAGGCCUGCUUCAGGUCAGCUGCCAUGGCAACUGGUUGUCAAGUGGAGAUAACUUAUCCAAACCACACAUAUUCCAACAUCCUUCCCAACACCACCCUUGCACAGCUCUACGAAGAGAAUGGUAGAGCCUUGGGGAUUGAGUUUGUGGAAGUGCAGAACAAUUUCUCAGGUUCCACUGACUUUGGCAACGUGUCAUUUGUCGUCCCUGGGAUACACCCUUUCUUUUACAUUGGCACCGAUGCACUGAACCACACUGAGGAGUACACCGCAGCUGCAGGUGCAGAAAAGGCCCAGUUUUACACACUCCGGACGGCCAAGGCCCUGGCCAUGACAGCUGUGGAUGUGCUGUGCUGCCCUGAGCUGUUUCACAAGAUGAGGGUGGAAUUCUCUGAGGCCAAACUGAAGCAGGAGCAAGGACCGAAAGACAAGGACACUACUGGCUCCACACAUUCAUGAAAAAAAAAACAUUGAUGACCUCGUGAUUAACAGGAAGUAUUGAUUCAAACUACCUCUAGUCUGCAAUCAGUGCCAAGUUGCUCAUGAUUUUCGAAGAAUGGUAAUCAUUGUUAUCAAUGAAGCAAUUCUAAUACACCAUAAAGCAAAGUUUCUAAUGAGACGCUGCAGCAUUGCAAUUACUGUAAUAUGUCAAUUUCCAUGUCUUUAGGCUAGUUCAAAACAUGUUCUUCCAUUUCAGAUGCAAUGACUUCCUCUUUCUCAGAAAACAGCACAUUUAUUAAAUAUGUUUAACAAUGAUCACAACAUAGCUGUUACAUAGGUGUGUUGAGUGAUUUAUGCUCAUAUUGAUUAUAAAAAAUAAGGGGGUAUUUGGAGACACAAUCUCUCCUAGUAAGACAAUAAUAUAUCCAUCCUGUAGCUAUAUAUGAGGUUAUCUACGAGGUUAUUUAUUCAAACGGAUUCAAAGGGGAAUGAACUCUAAAACCCGAAACAACUAAUACAGUGAAUCUCACAUAAUAAUAUACACGAAGAGACAUUAACUUCAAAAGUCUCAAAAUAGUGGAAAAGAAAACAGCCUAAAGUGAUUUGUACAUUUUGGCUUCAAAUAACCUAACCGGUUUGUUUCUUAUCUAUUCGUGUCACAUGUAGUUGUGCUAUUGCUGUGAAAAUUAGCACAAAGGUCAAAUGGUUGCUUAUUACCAACAAACUAGUGUUUAAGAUCAGAAGCAACGAUACAUAACAUCCAAACAGUGUGUUCAUAUUUUAGAACUGCAAAUACGAAAAAUGUAAAGAUAUCACCUGAAAUUCAGGCUUUAGAGUUUAAAGGGAUAGCACUCUCCGGGGCACUGUCUAGUCAUAGUCAUGCUAAGUCACUAAUAUAUACACUUCAUGUCAAGGCCCUUCACCCGGUGGGCAAGCAUUCAGAUCUAAAACCUAUCAAUGUUGUUUUUCAGUUGCUUAGUUGUCCAUUGGUCACAAUCAAUCAAUAUGACACAAUCCCAAAAAGUUUGAAUUAAUGGUGACCACAAUAAAAAAAAAAACAUCUCAAUGUCAAAUAUAUAAUCAACAAGGGGCUAUACGUUCUAUGGAAAAUAAUUCACAUGUGCAAACAACAUUGUAUUUCAAAAUUUGACACUCCCAAAACAUUGCAAUCAAAAAUAGUUUUUCAACCCCGAUGCACCAGUUAUCAAUAUUAAUUAGUCUGAUGUUUGAGAAACCAUAUUGUAACUGAACAUUUUCAGUGGAUGUUUAAAUAAAAAUACUGCACCCAAUUUUGUAAUGCUUGACCCGGUGGCUCAGUGGAAAUGACAAUAAACCCUUAUAACUG
This is a messenger RNA of Oncorhynchus mykiss (rainbow trout), 2889 nucleotides long. RefSeq names its product peptidase M20 domain-containing protein 2. Gene Ontology annotation, molecular function: dipeptidase activity. NCBI's taxonomy places the organism in Eukaryota, Metazoa, Chordata, Actinopteri, Salmoniformes, Salmonidae. The record is from RefSeq and is a predicted model, not a curated record.